This is a messenger RNA of Fibroporia radiculosa, 3420 nucleotides long. RefSeq lists its product as uncharacterized. The transcript is spliced from 2 exons. The record is from RefSeq and is a predicted model, not a curated record. Gene Ontology annotation, molecular function: protein binding. Bases 1 to 3420 code for a protein of 1139 amino acids. Lineage: Eukaryota; Fungi; Basidiomycota; Agaricomycetes; Polyporales; Fibroporiaceae.
AUGGCGACACGGGCCAUGCCCUCAACGUUCCCACACGACUUCUUCACCCCCCACCCGAGACGUGUAAAAGGGAAGGAGAGGGCCGUGCCGGGCCAUGACGUCCAGCAUCACAGGUGCACGACCGCUCCGGACGCCGCUGUUCGUUCUGUGCCAUUACCAGGCGCGAGGCCUGUCCCUGUGCUACGUGACCUCUCAGGCCGCCAUCGCGCGCGACGUUUAUCCGGCCGAAAGUGGAUGCAUGCUCCCGUUCGCACCGACGCUCCUUCGCUUCACAAUCUCGCAGCGAAACAUGCCGACGUGGCGCAGAGGCGACAUGCUUCCAGUCUUCCCGAAGCCACCGCCUCAUCUUCCUCCCCAGCUGUAUUGCACCUGGAUCAAUGGCGGCACCAGAUAACAAACUAUAGCUCAGGGGCCGUGGGACCCCGCCCAGAACAAGUCUGGGACGCAUUUGAAUCUCUAUAUGGACGUGACGAGUGCGCGUCUAUCGACGUCCGUCAACUCUUGGACUUCGGGGUCCGGCUCGUUGGCGACGUCCAAAGCAUGCGUUUUGAUGACCAGUCUUCAGAGCUGCUGUUGCUGUGGGGAACUCGUUUGCAGACCCUCCUGGAUUGUGUCUCGCCUCGAAUCAAGGACCAUGCGGGCGACGCUCCCCUCCUCGCAACUACUCUUCGUCUGCGGGCUCUGACCGUCAGCGCAGCGGCGAUGACGGAAGACGUCAACGGUGCCGUCGACGGCCUUCGUGAAAUCAUGUCAGAGCAGGUUGGGCCUGAGUACACCGCCCUAGUCGCGCAGAUGUACACCGCCGUUAUUCUCUCAGUGCAUCAGUACCGCCAGUCCAUCGAUGUGCUCUAUUUUCUCGUCGAAGAGUGGGGUCGCAUAGGCACAUACCUUAGGCGGAGACGUUUCAUGUGGGAAGACGAAGAGGUACCCCUUCCGCAUAUGCGCACAUUCAAACAACAUGCAUAUAGCAUUGUGUCGCGGAUAGAGAAGCCCGUCGCGUUCAUGCUCAGUGUCCAGGACGUACUGACGCAGGAGCAGCGGCAGACAGCAGGAGAGUUUCUCAUCGAUGUGCUGUGUGAGGCCAACAUGGGCAAUGAUGCUCUUGACGUCCUCGAGAUCAUGCAGCAACAGUCUUUCCGUAUCAAGAUCGAGCUGCAGCUAGAGAUCGUUUGGGCUUUAGCAAAAGGGAGCUCCUUCGAACUUGCUAACAUGCUGUUCAUGUCUAUAUCGCGAUUGGUGGGUACCGGUCCCUUAUUUACCGCACACCAAAAGCUCGGUCUGUUUCUCUUCGCCCGGCAAGGCGAUGUCCCAAGGGCUGAAGAAUAUUUUAACCGUCUCGUUCAGCGACAUCAGGCUAAUAGCAGGUCGAUAACCCUGGUGAUGCACGCACAUGCAGUCAAGGGAGAUACGGACCGUGUCGUCGAGCUCUUCCACCACUUCUUUCCGCCCGCAAGCCCGAGCAAGCCUGAACCGCGCUCUCCCAACCUCUUUCACUAUACCGUUGUUAUCUACGCGUUUUCCCGGAAUGGAGACCUCAGUGGCAUGAACCAGUGGUUGGAAAAGAUGACACAGGCUGGGAUCAAGCCAGAUACCCACGUCUAUACCAUCAUCCUGCAAAGCUUCGCUGAGCGUGGAGAUAUGGCGCACAUCGCUGACCUCCUCAAUCAAAUGCAUGCGGUUGGACUCCCACCAACUCGGCACGCCUAUACCACGAUCCUUGGUCUGCUUGCUCGACGUCGCGAUCCUGUCGCCGCGGAGGAGAUCUACAAGCGGGCGUUGACAGAAGGGGUGGUCCCCGACCGUAGGAUGCUCACCGCGCUGAUGAACGCUUAUGUAGAAUCUGGCCAAUGGGCCGGCGUAAUUCGUGCAUUUGAUUAUAUCCACUCCUCCGCUCACCGCGGUAUUCGCCUCUCGCUUGAAAUCUACAACACGCUGUUGAAGGCCUACGUUUACAUCGGUGCACCUUUCCGCGUCGUCGCGAGCCUUUUCCAGAAGCUUGAAGACGCACGGGUUCGUCCAGAUGCUCACACGUUCGCUCUGCUCAUUCAGUCUGCUUGCGAUUCUGACCUUCUCGAGAUUGCUGCGGAGCUCUUCGCAGAGAUGGAGAGGUUGGCGGAGAACUGGCAGUCCCAUCUUCACAUCAACACCUAUGUCAUGACCAUUCUCAUGUCCGGCUAUCUACGCCGGGGACAGCGGGGCAGGGCGAAGGCCGUUCUCGACGCAAUGCGGAAGCGCGGCAUCCAGCCCACCGCGCACACUUACAGCGCCAUCAUGCAAGCGUACAGCAAAGAGAGAACUGGUGCUGGUGUGCAGGUGGCGGAGGAGUUUUUGCAGUCACUCCUCAACGGGCCGAGCUCGAAUCAGGCGUGGAUGAAGUCUAGCGGAAAUCGGGUCACGGCCCUCGAGGCGGUAUUCGCGCCGCUCCUCGUCGCAUAUACCGAACGCAGACGGCCGGAACAAGUGGAGCGAUUGUAUCAGGAGAUGCUAGCGGCGGGCGGCGAGCCCACCAUCGGCACGCUCACCGCGUUGAUGGACGCACACCGCAAGACAGGCAGCAUCAAGCCGGUCCUCGAGAUCUGGCCGCGUAUAUACGAGCUCGCACUUCGGUAUACUCAGUCCAACGCGCUCUUCGAGGGCAUGGACGCGCAGACGAAGCCUGAUCUGCGCGGACACAGCACGAUCAUGUGUGUACCGCUAUCCAUCGUCACCGACGCACUCUCGGCAGCUGGGCUCCACGGAGAAGUCGCGAAGAUUUGGGGUCAGCUCAGCGAGGCCAGGUUGGCAUUCGACUCGCACAAUUGGAAUCAUCUUGUCGUCGCGCUAGUCCGUGCCGGGGAACCCGAGCGCGCCUUUGACGUAGUGGAGAAAGUGAUCUUACCGCACAAAGCUAGGGCUCACCAGAGGCUGUCAUACAAGCGGGACCAGGCUCCCCCUUCCCCUGUUCUAGACGUGCCCGUUGACAUUUUAGAAGACGAACUUCCCCGCGCGCAGGCGGAGUUUCCAGGGCACAGUCGGGCGCGCCGGGUUAUCGCGUCUAAGACAGCAACGAAGAAAUUCAAGCCCACGUUGGACGAGGGCAAGCCGAACGACUUUGCGCAUGCACUGCACGUUCUCGCUCAGAUCUCGCCGCUCUGGAAUCUCUGGCGUCCACACGAGAUGACGAUCACGGUACUUGGAGACGUGCUUGGUCAUUUGCGCUCAGGCAGGUUGGUUCAGCCCGUGCGACCUGACUAUCAUCCCCAGGACGACCUUGGGGACUAUGUCCGUAGUGUAGAGGAUCUCAAGGCGCGGGCUGCGCAAGCAGGUAGGAUACUGGGCCGGAUAUACGACAACUGUCCACAAACGGUGAAGUUGAUCCGGGAUCUCGAAGCUGUGAAGGAUUCGCAGAUGCGCAGAGCGAAAUACAGGGGUUCACAGUAG